AUGAAGAUCGCAGGGUUCUUGCUUGUUGUUGCGCUUGUCAGCUCUUCGGCCGCGGCGAAGUCAAAUAGCACCGCGCCAUCUGAGGUGCCAUACUACGGAAGAAGUCCGCCAGUGUACCCAUCUCCCAUUGGUAAUGGCUCAAGCAAUUCUGGUUGGGCCGCUGCCUAUCGCCAUGCCAGAGCAUUGGUCUCCCAACUCACGGUCGAAGAGAAGGCGAAUAUCACUCGAGGGUGGACAGGGACAUGCGUAGGGAAUUCCGGCGAAGUUCCUAGACUCGGAAUCCCGGCACUGUGCUUUGCUGAUGCACCAGACGGAGUCCGCGGUCAGGAAUUCGUUUCCGCAUUCCCGGCCGGAAUCCACGUUGCUGCUACCUUUGACAAAGCCCUGUUAUACAAGUAUGGCAAGGCACUGGGCGACGAGUACUACGGAAAAGGUAUCAACGUCGCUUUAGGGCCGGCUGCUGGCCCUCUCGGGAGGGUUGCUCGUGGUGGGCGCAACUGGGAGGGACUGUCAAGUGACCCUUACCUUGCAGGCGUUGGCAUGGGCGCAAUUACGCGCGGCAUCCAGAAUGCCGGCGUUAUCGCCACUGCCAAACAUUGGCUCUUGAAUGAGCAAGAGUAUCGGCGUCGGGUAUCCGACCUGGGAGAGGCGAUCAGUUCAAACGUAGACGACAGAGCACUACACGAACUCUACGUUUGGCCCUUCAUGAACUCUCUCAAGGAGGGUGCUGCCUCGGUCAUGUGCUCGUACCAGAGAUCCAAUCACUCUUACGGCUGCCAGAACUCUAAACUCUUGAACGGCAUAUUGAAGACCGAGCUCGGCUUCGAAGGUUUUGUUGUUAGCGAUUGGGAAGGCCAAAUGGGCGGUGUUGCCUCAGCCAACGCCGGGUUGGACUUGGUGAUGCCGGACGAGGGGUUCUGGGGGGACAAGCUGAUCGAGGCUGUCAACAAUGGUUCUGUAACCGAAGAUCGACUAUCCGACAUGGCCACGAGGAUCCUCGCUGGUUAUCACUUCCUUCAUCAAGAGCAUGCCUUCCCUGCUCCAGCAGUGCACUCGAAUCUGCAAAAGGCUUACCCAGUCGAUGUUCAGGAUGAUCACGCUUCUUUGAUCCGUCAAAUCGGAGCAGCCGGCACAGUCUUGGUAAAGAACACCAAUCAUACGCUUCCGCUCAAGAAUCCCAAGUUCCUGUCUAUCUAUGGUUACGACGCAACGGUCAAGGCGAUCCCUUGGGAGAACCCAAGUCGCUAUGGCGGCGGUUACGAAGUCAACUUCGGCUGGGAAACAUUCAAUGGGACACUGAUCACCGGUGGUGGCUCUGGCGGCAGUACUCCCCCAUAUGUGGUCUCACCAUUCCAGGCGAUCCAAGAGCGAAUUUCCAAGAAUCGAGGCAUCCUACGAUGGAACUUCUACUCUGAAAACCCCUCUCCACCCUACGUCAACUCUGAAGCCUGCCUUGUUUUUAUCAACGCGUAUGCCUCUGAGAGCUUUGAUCGCCUGAGCCUCACGGAUGAAUUCAGCGACAACCUUGUGCAGAACGUAGCCGCAAACUGUUCAAAUACUGUAGUCAUGAUUCACUCGGCCGGCAUUCGCACUGUUGAUGCGUGGAUCGAACACCCUAACGUCACUGCUCUGCCUUUCACUAUUGCUCGGCAGGAGUCGGACUAUGGCAGCCAUCUGAACUCCAGUGCCUCGGAUGACUUCUUCCCUGACAGUAACUUCACCGAAGGCCUGUACAUCGAUUACCGUUACUUCGAUGCACACAAUAUCACUCCCCGCUAUGAGUUUGGCUUUGGCCUCUCAUAUACCACUUUCAGCUUUGCUGACUUGUCCGUUGAGCUCACGGCUGACGCGGAUACAUCAGAGUACCCCGAUCCCAAUGUGUCGAUCGUGCAGGGUGGCCAUCCAUCACUGUGGGAAACCGUUGCAGUUGCAAAGGUGUCGCUCACUAAUACCGGUGACGUGGAUGGAGCAGAGGUUGCACAGCUGUACAUCGGAGUUCCGGGUGACGACACGCCUAUUCGACAGCUUCGCGGCUUCUCCCGCGUCUUUCUUUCAAGUGGGCAGACGCAGUCGGUCGCCUUUGAACUCACCAGACGUGAUCUUAGCAUCUGGGAUGUCGAAGCUCAGCAAUGGCGUUUACGCCGAGGAACUUAUAACGUGUGGUCUGGAUCAUCGAGCAGAAAUCUGGUUCUGCAGAACACUAUUGAGAUUAAGUAG
This is a messenger RNA of Colletotrichum tamarilloi, 2217 nucleotides long. Its product is annotated as glycosyl hydrolase family 3 N terminal domain-containing protein. Gene Ontology annotation, molecular function: beta-glucosidase activity. The record is from RefSeq and is a predicted model, not a curated record. The coding region runs from base 1 to 2217 and encodes 738 amino acids. Gene Ontology annotation, biological process: glucan catabolic process. NCBI's taxonomy places the organism in Eukaryota, Fungi, Ascomycota, Sordariomycetes, Glomerellales, Glomerellaceae. The transcript is spliced from 4 exons.